CCAUGCCUCUGCUGCAGUGGCUCUCCCUCCCCGCUCAUUCCUCCCUGUGCCGGCUAGGGAGACACAUACCGCCUGCUGCCUGCUGCCUGUCUGCCUGAGCUCCAGGCUCUGCUGUCCUCGCCGCUCCCUCCACCCACAUGCAGCUCUCCGUAAGGGGCAACGCUGACAUCCCCCGACUGCCUCCACAGCUCCAUUGCUCUGCGGUGCAGAUGCUCGCUCUCUCUGAGUGAGUUUUUUUUCCUCUCCUCUGCUUGCUCUAGCUCUCAGGCUGAGGGAUUCAGCAGAUAAUCAGUGUGUCGGCGAGUGAGAGUGAGCGACUGAAGCAAAGAGAGAGAGAGAGAGCCUAGAUCAGGUGCAGGAGCCUUCCCUUCGUCUGUCUCUUUCUGUUACUCUCUCUUUCUGUCUGUCUCCAGCCUGGCACAUACAGAAGGGUAGACAGGACUCAUAAUCCAGGAAUAAGCCAUCAAUCCACUCUCCUUCUCUGGGACUCACCGCAAAGGAGGGAGAAGAGGAGGGAGACACUCACAGCAGGACUUUGCAGACUGACAAGUCUUGCGUAUUUAUUUCUUUGCUCGCUCUGCGUCCCACCUCACCCUGCCCCUCCCCUCUAUCCCACCCGCACCCCUGCUUGCUCCAGCCAACACACACACACACCCAGAGUGUGUAACCAGGGGAGGACUGACAGACAUACAGAUAAACAGACGGACUGACAGAUUGCCAGACGGACCCAGUAGGAUAUGGAGUCCAAAGGAAGCGGCAGGUUCACUAUGUCCAGGUGUUUGCGCUCAGGAGACACCGUCCAUGCAAGUGUUGUCGUCACACUUCUGCUCGGGGUAUGGUGUGCUUCAGCGCUGGAGGUGUCAGUGGGGAAGGUGCCCUUCAUGGAAGCGAUGAACGGCAGCACGGUGCUGUUACCCUGCAUCUACUCCAGCUGCAUCGGCAUCAAAAACCUCUACUUCAACUGGCACUACAACGACAACGGCACCAUGGCGAAGCUGUGUGAGGGGGUGAUCCCUAUAGAAGGUGUGGAACCACGGGUGCAGGAGUACCAGGAGCGGAUAGAGUUUGUGGGCAGCAGCAAGCACAAUAACAUCUCCAUCCUGCUGUUCAACGUGACCUUCGAGGACGAGGGCGAGUACACCUGUUUCGCCCGGAACCCCAAGGAGAAGAACCGCAACCAUAGCGCCGUCUUCACCCUGUUCGUGGUGGAUGAACUGAAAGUGGUUGACAAUACCGUAACCACCAUCAUUGUGUCUGUCGUUGGCGGAGUCAUCGGGUUGAUCAUUGUUGUCAUGGUGACAAAGACUGUGGUGCUCCUCAUCCUAAAAAAGUCUGCAGAGAAGAACGCUGGGAUUCGAACCGACAGCUCUUCGGCUACCGCCUCCCCCCUUUGAAACUGUCAUGGAACAUUGUAAAGAGUGCCUUGUGAGCUCAGGACAGGACAACACAGAAAAUGGACUCAGCGCAGCCAAAGCGGACAACAAAGCCACACCAAAGGCAUGAAACAUGUGCACCUAUGUAUAUGUACAUAUAUGUCUGUACAUGUAUAUAUGUACACAUGAAAAUAUAUUGAACAGGCAUAGAAAGAAAGCUAUUAUCAAUUAACUGUUUUAUCUUUAUCUAAUGACAAAAGUAUAACAUAAACCAAUGUGAAAUAGUAUGUCAAAUGUAUAUUUUAAAUUGUGCUAGAGAUUUUGGGGAACAUGAUAACUGAUCAGGGCUGGAUCAGACACUCCAAUGACACACCCUAAAGAUUGUGUAUCCGAUUCGAAGUUUAUUGGGGUAUUUAUCUGAAUCACGCGAAAGCCUACUUUCCGAACAUUUCUGGAAUCAACAUCAAUGUCUCACCAGUUACUCAUUCAUGUACACUAUGUAAAAACAUCUGGUUGACGUUUAUUGGGAUGAAUCUUGUCCUGGGGGCAGAGCUCAGCGGUUUCCGCUAGAUUUAAGAUGAGGGUUAGUCAUAAGGUUAACAGUGUGGUUAAGGUUAGAGUUAAGGUUAAGGUUAGGUUUAAAACAGAGGAGGCUGCCGGGUGGAGCUAGAGGAGGAUGGACUCAUUGUAAUGCCUUUAAUGGAAUGGAGUCAAAUGUGGUUUCCAUAUGUUUAAUGUGUUUGACACCUUUCCAUCAUUCCAUUCCAGUCAUUACAAUGAGCGUGUCCUCCUAUAGCUCCUCCCACCAGCCUCCUCUGGUUUAUAAUCAGAUUUUUACUUUGUGGCUAAACCAGCUAGUGACCACCCUGCAGAGCUGCCUCCAGGACAAGAUUCGUCCCAAUAAACACACACACAGUAACUCACACACUGCCAAGUUCUACGAACUGCCAUAUUGUAUACUCUACAACAGCACAAUAUAUUCUGACCAUCUCUGCAGCUCUUUUGAUUACGAGACAUAUUUAUGGUAGCCUACUGCCCGAUAGAGAUUCUUUGUACUCUCUGUGCACCUUGUACAGGGGGCAAACAGCUUCCCUCCUUUAACCAUAGUGAACCUUCACAGUCCAUUUUUGACAGAAAGGCAAUGCCUUGAAAGCUGAUCCGGAACUAAUUCCAUACAGUAUCAAUUGUGCCUAUUCAAUAGGAUAUACAGUAACUAAAAGAUCUUCACCACUAUGAUGAACGACUGCUCCGGUUACUAAGGUCAAGACUCUUCAUUAGAUCUGCGUACAGAGUAGAAAUACUGUCCUUUGGACGGCAACGCAGUGGGCUGGGUUAUGAGCCCAAUGUCACUGCGGAGGAAAGGAAUGUGAUAAAGGAGAAGAGGAAGAAGGGAGUCAUUGGAGUGUAUAUUAGAUCCAGGCCGGAACUGGUUUGAUUCAUUUUUGCAUUAGAUGAAACACAGGUGCCUGUACUCACUUCCUGCUCCCUUCGCUUUUAGGGAGCCUUAAAACCGCCAUGAAAAACACACAGAAAAAAAAAGAUUUAAAAAACACCGAAAAUAUCAAAAAGAUCCAGACCUAAAGUAAAGACAAUUCCCGCGUAACCCAUUUCCCUGUAGAAAUGAAUGAACAUUUAUGAUGCUGCUUCUAACAAAUAACCAAUGCAUUUUUCUUAGCAUGUGAAUGUUGUUUAUAUAUAUGCGACACGUCCAUACCACAGGAAAGACUGCUCUCUAGUGUUCUGUCAUCACCUGGCCUGCAUGCAUAGUGGAUCUGUAGGCUACUUGCAGUUUCUUCACAUCCACUUCAUUCGAUACAAACCCCCAUAGCACUAAUCAUGUUUAUGUGGCGACUAGCCUAUAACAGGAUAAUGCCCUCCAUCUUCAAUACUGCAAAACAUUGCACCAUUGACUCAGAUGCCAACUACCAAGCUGGCUCAUCAUCACUACCCCCUUGACCUUGUGUAGCCUACACUGUCCCGUAUUCAAAUCAAUUGCCAUAUGAACCAAAUGUCCCACUACUGGUAUGCAUGAGUUUGAGCUGCAGAAUGUAGCUAAUACAAAGGUUCGUUGUCCGUAAUCAAGGCGUUCCUUUAUGACUCCGGCCCCUCAAGACUGAAUGUCAUAUUGCCUCGAUGGGAAACAUGCAAUUCUCAAAGCGAGCAUCUCAAACCAGGCCAAGCCAUAACUCAUCUGUUUAAAUGUAUUUAUCUCAUUUUCAACCUGUUUCUAAAGCAAAUGGGUUACUUGUACAUCCAUAUUUGUUCAAAUUCAGAGGUGCCACUUGAAGUGACGACCACACCUUUAUACGUCUAGGUGUGUGUAAAGCAUCAUUGUAGUUGCAGAGCUAAGACCCAUACAUGAAUGUCCACUUCGUAGGUUUUACUCAUCUGAGAUGGAAAUGUAGUAGGCCCCUCCAUCUCCGUCUCCUCGUCCUGAGACAGUAAAAUAUACAGGGCUUUAGGGAGAGAGUGGUGCUGUAGACUUAGGAAGGGUGUUAAUAGGAACCUUAGUUGUGUAGAGUAUCCUUAUGAACAUCUAGACUGUGGUUGAUAUGAGGAGUAGAGAGCGAUGUGCUUGUAGACUUUGCAGGGAAGGUGAUGUUUGCCCCGGUUGAUUGUAACCGUAUUGUGUGUGGCGAUAGAUAGAUAACAAGUUAGAUCUGGACAACUAGUCUGUCUAGGGAUAAUCCCUUCUAGACCUCCCUCCUUCUAUUCCCUCACCAUGUUGAGGUUAGCAUCGUUGGAAAGGUCUCCCUCAUCACUUGACCUGCAGUACCUUUUUUUUUUAAUUACCAGGGGCCCCGGUGACAUGGAGAGCCAGGGAAUGCUUUUAGACCGAGCGCUGCCAUACCCACAUCCAUCCCUUGGUUGUGAUUUGAAUCCUAUAGGGUCAUUUAGUGGAUGUAGUCGUGGCACUAGACUUACGUUUGCCAUGUAAUGUCUUAGCUUUAGAGAGCAUAAGGUGACACACAUGAUAUUGCGGCAUCGUUCCAGCAGGUUCUUGCAGAAUCACCUUGUUCACCCUUUACCGUCACUGCCGUUUCUGUACUCUACUCAUACAUGACCUGUGUUUAACGGAAGCAAUACGACUGGCAACUUUCAUGUGCUGUUGUGGUGGUGAAACAGAUGAUGCAAUAGCCAACUCAUGAAACUAGAUACUGGGUACGGAGGUGUGCUACCUGCUUUAUGCACUGAUGUACCAUCUGUUUGCAUUGAUGUGGUCCAUGGUGGCACUCCUGUCCAUUGUAUUACCCCGUUGAAAACCAGUGACACACACACACACACACACACACACACACACACACACACACACACACACACACACACACACACACACACACACACACACACACACACACACACACACACACACACACACACACACACACACACACACACACACACUCUCUCUCUCUAUUGGUUCCAUGUAGUCAGUGAACCAUUACUCCUUUGGCAUUGGGGAAAAGCACACAAAGCCUGCCUCUGGGAGAAAAGCAAUACAGUUGAUCCUUGUCUGUCAAGCCCUUCGUUGAGGUAUUCGGAAGGAUCGUGUCGAUGAAGAAAAUUAUUCAUAAGGCUAGUUAUUGUAUCCGUAUCUUGUUGUUUGCAGAUUCAUUGUCCCUUCUGUAACUUUAAUCAGAUCUGACAAUGUACAAAAAUACCAUUAGUAUUUCUUGUGUGUUACAAAGUACAGAGUUGUCCUUCACUGUUCACUGCUUCAGUAUCUCUAGGAGAACAGUAUCUGUUCAAGCCCCUCAGUAUGAACAGUUCCACAAGCUCUGAGCUCAACUAGCCAAGUCUGAACUGAGAUCAACCAGCUCUGAGCUCGACUAGCCAUGUCUGAGCUGAGAUCCACAAGCUCUGAGCUCAACUGGCCAUGUCUGAGCUGAGAUCCACAAGCUCUGAGCCUGAUUGUGCACGUCUGAGCUGCGGGGCGCAGCAGUGAGCAUGCCCAGUGUAGUGAUCCUCUAGAGGCAGUCGCAUAGCCGCAGUGAUGCAUUGUGGGCCACAUGUUAUGAUGGACUAAAAGCUGCAAUCAGCUCAAGCCUGCGUCGCCGCGGCAGAUCCACACGACUCACCCUGUGAACCAACGUCUCAGGCAACACAGACUAACAGCAUGGCUGGUAGUAUUACGAGUAUUACUUACAGCACAGUAUUAUUAGGCACCAUUUGAUACAAUCUUAUCACACUUGCACAACCAUGAAAUGAAACAAAUGUCAUGUCUCUGUUGGUUUUGAUACCUUGUGCACAUUAUGACAGUACACAGAAAUGCAGCAAGCCUUCAAUGAUGAUUCACUGUUUUUACGACUACAGCAAAAACCCGGAAAAUGAUACAGAGCUAAAUCUCACGUUCAGUGUUAUCAAAAUACUUAUCUAGCAUGGGAAAUCCAAUCAACGCUAAUACAUGCCAUGAAUUCUCUGCAGCUCAAAUAAGAAUACUCCGAUUUGCUAAUAAUGCAUUGUGCAUUGCCACAAGGUAUAUGUGUUCAACAUAAAGAUCUACAAUGAAAGUCGGGACACAAAUAUAAAUAUAUCCAGUCCUAACAUUGUCUGCUUCUUAUAUAAUAGAUGUAUUAAUCAUCUGAUUUGAUACUAAUAUGGGUUUCCUGUGGCCCACUGCCAGAGUGACUCCUACUCACACUGCCACGCCAAGAGUUUGUGAAGUCUGCUCUCUGCUUCCCACAUUCCAGUGCAGAGAACACCUCCUGCGCCAACCUGCAGUAUACUGUACAGUACAGGUCCUCUGGCCAAACUGCAUUUUAAAACUCCUUUUCUACGUUUUAGCCCACCAAGGCCAAGCAAACAAAUAAGCAAAAUAAAGUUGUGUCUAUUUUCAUCCUUAUCACAAUGGGUGUGCAUUUGUAGCCAACUGAAGCUACCCACAGCACAGUCUACUCUAUAGUCAAAUAGAUAGGAAUUUACUCUGAGCUCAUAAGGUAGCCAGGUUACUGCCUGUUAGGAUCACUACACACACACACACACACACACACACACAGGUUUACACAGUUUUCACCCAUGAUCCUCUACUCCACAGAGCUGUUCAGGGUUAUGAGGAGGGGCUGUUUUCGCUCCCUCACUGGCCUCACCCACAGGGUGACUGUCUGCAUGAGGGCUAAUGUGGCUCGUGCAGAGGAAAACAGCUCGCCCUCUCACCCACCAAAACACACACCCGCUUACUGUGAGGCAGUCACUGACUGACCUGACUCAACCCCCUGUCUCAAGAGGUGAUGCUUCCUUUAAGAACUAUAAAGUGAAUGUGCAACACACCCCUCCUACUCCUGUUUCUGUAAUAGUGUCUAACGUUCUCCCCUCUCAUUAACUAUGCACCCCAAUUGUUUUUUUCCUCUGGAAUUGUAGAGAAGAUUAAAAAAAAGUAUAUAUACAGGAAAUAAAGGUUUGCAUAAAAGGAG
Messenger RNA from Oncorhynchus tshawytscha (Chinook salmon), 6784 nucleotides. RefSeq names its product sodium channel subunit beta-4. The record is from RefSeq and is a predicted model, not a curated record. NCBI's taxonomy places the organism in Eukaryota, Metazoa, Chordata, Actinopteri, Salmoniformes, Salmonidae. Gene Ontology annotation, cellular component: membrane; voltage-gated sodium channel complex. Gene Ontology annotation, molecular function: transmembrane transporter binding; sodium channel regulator activity. The transcript is spliced from 6 exons. The coding region runs from base 738 to 1394 and encodes 218 amino acids. Gene Ontology annotation, biological process: cardiac muscle cell action potential involved in contraction; regulation of ventricular cardiac muscle cell membrane repolarization; regulation of sodium ion transmembrane transporter activity.